GUGACGUAAUCACGCGUGGCGGCGCUAAUGCUAGGUUUUACCCUGCGCUACUUCACAGUCGCCUGUCGUCCACGGAGUCCAUCCAUCACGCUAAUGUGGUAAUGCGAGCGACAGAUUAACCUCUAGCUAAAAUAAACAUGUUUUUUUUGUUGCUGUAAAAUGCAUUGCAAAUCGCAAUGAGCGAUAUUGGAAAUAUCUAGGCUCAAAGAUAGCUUUAUUUGUGGCAGGCUAGCCGCGUCAACACGAAGGCCUUUCUGGCUUGCUUCGCUAGCAGCCCGCCCCAAUGCCGCAGUUUUAACGGCUUUGUCGUUUUUAUGGUUAUCUUCAAGACGAGAAAUCUGCUGCACCAACAUAACGGCGUCUGAUUGACGUUGUCCUCUUGUAGAUUAUGGCGGAAGAUGAUGCUGUGGUCUUGCAACAGAAUCUGGACAGGAACUGCUGGGUAUGCUUUGCAACAGACGAUGACGAUCAUACAGCAGAGUGGGUGUGUCCAUGCCGCUGCCGUGGUUCCACAAAGUGGGUCCACCAGGCCUGCCUACAGCGCUGGGUGGACGAGAAGCAGCGUGGCAAUAGCACUGCACGCGUAGCCUGUCCACAGUGCAAUGCAGAAUACCUCAUAGUUUUUCCAAAACUUGGUCCCGUGGUCUACGUACUGGACCUGGCAGACCGACUCGUCUCCAAGGCCGGACCCUUUGCCGCGGCCGGUAUUAUGGUGGGCUCCAUCUACUGGACCGCCGUCACAUACGGCGCCGUCACCGUCAUGCAGGUGGUGGGCCACAAGGAGGGUCUGGAUGUUAUGGAGCGGGCAGACCCUCUCUUCCUGCUCAUCGGCCUGCCCACCAUCCCCGUCAUGUUGAUCCUGGGGAAGAUGAUACGCUGGGAGGAUUACGUCCUGCGCCUUUGGAGGAAGUACUCCAACAAACUGCAGAUCCUCAACAGCAUCUUUCCAGGGAUUGGCUGCCCAGUCCCUCGCAUCCCAGCCGAAGCCAGCCCACUGGCCGAUCAUGUGUCGGCCACUCGGAUCCUGUGCGGCGCGCUGGUAUUCCCCACCAUCGCCACCAUCGUGGGGAAGCUCAUGUUCAGCAGCGUCAACUCCAAUCUGCAGAGGACCAUCCUGGGAGGAAUAGCCUUCGUGGCCAUCAAAGGAGCGUUCAAAGUGUACUUCAAGCAGCAGCAGUACAUGCGACAAGCACAUCGGAAGAUCCUCAACUUCCCAGAGCAGGAGGAUGCCUGAGGAGCGAGCAGACGGACGGCAAAGGACCACGAAGACCAAGUGUUGGCAAUGAAGACUAUCAGCGUCUAAAUGACCCUCACUCAUCCUGCCAACACUUUUUCUUUUUAAACUCCAGUCGUCUGGUCACGGUGGACGCACAGAAUGUUCUCCACAUUUAACACUUUAUCAAAUGUUAGCUUUUAUAAUAAUAAAAUAUAAUAUAAAUUGUUCUUUUAUAAAGUUCAGUCAGUGUUGAAAAAGUGUAUUAAAAUCUUCUGGAGGAUGAUGCAAUACUUCAUAUGCUCGCAGGAAGUAGAACAUCAGCUGUCAGGAUGUACUUGGGUUCCCCCGACAAAUCUUUUGUUGUUUGCCCGACUUGAUUGUCUCAAACUCUUUCAAGCCAUCCCGAUUUAGAAAGUGAAAGGUUUGUAGCGCGAGGUUGCAACGCCUUUCACUUGAUGGCUGUCAUCGCUCAUCACACUUCUUGCUGUCAAUCACAUCGUCAGGAUUGCGCACAUAUUUCCACUUGAUGCUGAUUAGUGGCGGUUUCGGCUGUGAGUCACAUGGUCAGUCUGUAGGGGGCGCCACAAGGACGAGGGGCGGGGCAAAAUAACUGCUAGGGAUCUGGGAAAAAAUCAAUUCAAAUUUGAUUCACGAUUCCGAAUCGAUUCUCAUUUUUAAAAAAUCGAUUAAUUUUUUUUACAUUAUUAUUUUUUUUAUCAAUCCAACAAAACAAUACACUGCAAUACCAUAACAAUGCAAUCCAAUUCCAAAACCAAACCUGACCCAGCAACACUCAGAACUGCAAUAAACAGAGCAAUUGAGAGAAGACACAAACACGACACAGAACAAACCAAAAGUAGUGAAACAAAAAUUAAUAUUAUCAACAACAGUAUCAAUAUUAGUUAUAAUUUCAGCAUAGCAGUGAUUAAAAAUCCCUCAUUGAUAUUAUUAAACAUUUAUAAAAAUUGAAAAAAGAACAAUAGUGUCACAGUGGCUUACACUUGCAUCGCAUCUCAUAAGCUUGACCACACAGUAUCCAAUGUUUUCACAAAGAUAAAAUAAGUCAUAUUUUUGGUUUGUUUAAUAGUUAAAAUAAAUUAACAUUAUUGCAAUCAGUUGAUAAAACAUUGUCCUUUACAAUUUUAAAAGCUUUUUACAAAAAUCUACAACUCUGCUUGCAUGUCAGCAGACUGGGGUAGAUCCUGCUGAAAUCCUAUAUAUCGAAUGAAUGGAGAAUCCUUUUAAAUCGGGAAAAAAUUGUUUUUGAAUCGAAAAUCGUGUUGAAUUGAAAAAAAAAAAUAAAAUUUGAAUUGAAUCGUGACCCCAAGAAUCGAUAUUGAAUCGAAUCGUGCGACACCCAAAGAUUCGCAGCCCUAAUUUUUGCUCAUUAGGUGAGGAUUUGAGCAAUUUCACCCGAUCAAUGCCAUUCGCUUCUUAAAACAUUCCAUCCAUCCAUUCAUUUUCUACCGUUUGUCCCUUUUGGGAUCGCAGGGGUUGCUGGAACCAAUCUCAGCUACAUUCGGGUGACAUUUAAACUUAAAUGCCUUUUUUUUUUUGCAUUUUAAUGGACAACAUACCGACUUCUAAUAUGUAUUUUCAAAUUUCAAUCUGAUUAAAAACAUUUUGAACUAUCCGAUUCAUUUUUAAAUUAUUUAAUUUGAUUAACUCUUUUUGUAGUCCAGUACAUUAAUACAGAAGUCAUCUUUUUUUUUAACGUUUGAUCUGAUAAGUCAUGUGUUAAACAGAUUUUUUUUUGUAAUUGGAAUCUAAUACGUUUUAUGACAAAACAUUUUUUAAUACACAUUGCGCUACACAUUUUUUUCCACAUUUAAAUUUGAUACUACACUAUUAACUACUCUUUCCAUUUUAAUCUAAUACACAUUCCAUCAUAUAAUUUUUAAUGUUGCACAUUUAACUUUAUUUUUUUUUUAAUCUAAUAUAAAUUGAGACGGAUAUUUUCUUUCGUUCCAAAUUUCCAUCACAUAACACACUAAAUUAUUUGAAUCUGAUUACACGCACAUUGAGAUAUAUGCUCCAGCAACCCCCGCGACCCCAAAAGGGACAAGCGGUAGUAAAUGGACGGAUGAACUAGUAAUUGACAUUUUAUUUGUGUCCGAGGUUCUGAUGGUGAAUGCACGUUUGAGUAACGGAAAAAAAAAACCUAAACGCCCGUGGUACGUUGACAUUUAACAUCUGCAUCCAACAAAUAACGUAACAAGACUGCUAGUUGACAUUAAGUUACUCAUGUAUUUGUCCUGUGUCCAUAUUUGGACUUCCCAGUGCCCUGAAGGACACACCUUCCUGUGGUCACGUGACUCUCGGACUGUUCCACUUUUUUCAAAGGGAGUCAUUUCUUUAAGUAAAAAAAACAAAGUGAAUUUUCACUUCAUUUUUUUUAUUAAUGUAAAAAAAAAAUAUCCGAUUAUAUUUCAUAGUGAAGUGAUUUUAUUUUCCAACGUUCAAUUAAGGUAGUUAACAUUUUUAAAUAUUCAAUUGCAUCAAUAUUUGAUGAAAGUAAACCAAACAAUCUCAUCGUGUAUACAUUUUUUUGCUGGGGACAAACGGUCUUUGCGAGUGUCGGAAGGGCGCCCUCUACAGGUUGGAACCACAUUAGGUGGCUAAACCAGACUCAAAACAUUGUGGCGAAAAUCGGAGCGAUCAAAUAGGGGAGGGGGGGGGGGGGUCUCACCCAGGACGCCACAGAAGCAGACUCAAAAAUUGCGAUUAUAAAUGAAUGAAUAAUAAAUAAGAUGAUUUACAAAAUAAAAAUGUCGCUGCUGAGUCUUAGAGUAGCAGAGGGUACCGCCACAAUAAAAGCUGUGAAUUACUGGUGUCAAGUCACUCAGUAUAAUGUGACUUUAUUGUGAAAAGACUCCACUCACCUUUAACCUGCCCGAGUCGGCUUGGCACGCUUUCCCUGCAAACUCACAAGUUGCUUGCCAGUAGUGUGUGGGUAUGUUUUGUGAAUUAAAAGUAUUUUCCAAAAAUGAAAA
Molecule: messenger RNA, 4209 nt
Organism: Nerophis ophidion (straightnose pipefish)
Lineage: Eukaryota; Metazoa; Chordata; Actinopteri; Syngnathiformes; Syngnathidae
Gene: marchf5
Product: membrane-associated ring finger (C3HC4) 5
Exons: 6
Coding region: 389-1234 (281 amino acids)
Molecular function (GO): zinc ion binding
Source: RefSeq, a predicted model, not a curated record